CGCAAGACAUGUCCCGACAGCAGCGGUGCCUGGAGGGAUCUAGAGUGCUCACCUGCACGUCGGGCGCACGGCAGGCGCAUCAAGGCCCCUCAGGGUCCCGUACAUCCAAGCCCACAAAUGGGAACGCGAGGCCCGAGCCGCGUGCGCUUCACGUGUUCGGCCCAGGCACUGUGCGCCCACAGAGUCGGCGCCCAUCUCCAUCUGUCUGCGGCUCUGGGUGCAGGUGCGCGGCGUGGCUUCGCCACUCGAUAUCGUACUGACUCGCCCCACGAUUCCGUCAGGCCCACUGGCCCAGCAAGCGCGCAAGUGCCGAACAUGUCGCGAUGGCCGGAGAGAUGAUUGCGCUCAUCCCAUUGCAGCUGCUCUGCCAUCUUAAAUAGAGUGGGAGUCGCAAAAAUGGAGCUUUUCCUGCCGAGCACAAGAUCGUCUUUGCCUCCAGCAGCAUCUCCAGCAGGCCGUCCUUCAGCAUGCUGGCACCUCUCGUCCUCUCUUUGGCCGCUGUGCUCGUGAGAGCCCAAGAGCCCGUGCCUUCUGUCCCUGCGUCCAUCUCUUCCGCAGUUGCUCCUGCUGCGACUGAGGUGCCUGCAGACUCCACCGAUGCGGGCGUGCCAUUGUUUGAGGAGGAAACGACUCAGUUGACGGACGCUGUGGUCGCUGACAUUGUCAACACCCCGGAGAUCGAGGAAUACGCCCAUCUCUUCGCCUUCGAGAACACCACAACGCAAUUGUCCGAGCGCGCCAAACGCCAGCGCCGCCUGGCCAAGUGCAAGUCUGCGCCUGGAGAUUUAUUGUACCCUGCCAAGCUUGUCUGGGGCAUCUUUGAUCUCCUGCUUGGUGGGGCAUUGGAGCCAAUUGUCCCGCUUGCCUCGUACUGCUACAAGGACUCCGAGUUCGACAACUACAACGCCGACAAGUGCGCUGCUGUUACCGCCGGUUGGACAACCGGUGAGCUCCAUUACAAUGACCCCGGCUCCAUGAUGUUUCCGCUGUACACUGGUCCCACAUGCCUGCUUCCUGGCGACGUUGCAUCGCACGGCAACUGCACCCAGGGCGGCUAUUCUGCGUACUCUGUCCAUGUGACCAAUGUGGCUCAAAUUCAGUUGGCUGUCAACUUUGCACGUAGCUCGAACCUCCGCCUCGUGGUCAAGAACACUGGCCACGAUUACAAUGGAAGGUCGACCGGAAGAGGCGCAUUGAGCCUGUGGACGCACAACUUGAAGGGAAUCCAGUACAUCAACAACUACAAGAGCUCCACCUACAGCGGUCCUGUUUUCAAGGUGGGAGCUGGUGUGCAGGGCUACGAGCUGUACCAGGCUGCCGACAAGUAUGGCGUGUCUGCUGUUGCGGGCAUCUGUCCUACCGUCGGCGUAUUUGGUGGCUAUUCUGCCAACGGAGGCCACUCCCCGUUGAUGCAGCUUUUCGGAAUGGGUUCCGACCAGGUUCUGGCCCUCGAGGUCGUGACUGCUAGUGGUCUCUUCAUCACUGCGACGCCGACGGUCAACAGCGACUUGUACUGGGCUCUGCUCGGCGGUGGCGGCGGAACCUUCGGCAUCGUUACCUCAGCUGUCGUCAAGGUCCACGAAAAAGUUCCCGUGACGGUCGCUACCUGGAGCUUCAAUUCCUUCAUGACUGGUCCCGAGCCAUUCUGGGAGGCGCUCAAGUUCUUCUGGGACGAGAUCCCCAACUACAACGCGAACAAGACCUACUCGUACGGUACCAUCAUCAAUGCCGGUGUCGGCUACCUGUACACCAUGGCCCCUUUUUUCGCGACCAAGAAGACCGUCGCCGAGACCAACGCUAUCCUGAAGCCCUUCUUCGACAAACUGACCGCACUUGGCAUCCAAUACGAGUUCAACGCCACAUACUACGACACCUUCUACCCCGCCUACCAAGCCAGCUGGUCCGACGACGACUUCCACAUCGGCAGCACCGCCGGCACCCCCGGCGUCCGCCUCGUCCCCACCGACAACUGGGCGACCGAGACUCUGCGCAACCAGACGUGGUCCGCGAUCCGCGGCGCCAUCGACACAGCCCCCGUCAUCACAAUCUACAACCAGCGGCCCGCGACCCAGGACAAGAUCAUCAACAGCGUCAACCCGGCCUUCCGCAAGGAAGAAGCCAUGGUGCUCAUGAUCAAUGGGGUUGCGGACCCAUCCACCGCGGCGGGACUCAAGCAGGCCGCGGAUGACUUCGCGAACAAGAUCAUGGGGCCCCUGAGGAAGGUGACGCCGAAUGGGGGCGAGUACGGCAACGAGGCGGAUCCGUGGAACACCAACUGGAAGCAAGACUUCUGGGGCGACAACUACGCGCAGCUGGCGACGCUCAAAAAGAAGUGGGAUCCCACGGGCUUGUUCUACGUGCACCACGGCGUAGGCAGCGACGAGUGGGUGGUCGACGACGGCGACCGCGGGAUCCCGACGCAAGAUGGGCGGCUGUGCCGGGUCUAAGACUCGGUUGCUUGGAGCGGAAAAGUUUGCCUUCUUUUGUAGAUAUCUUUGACAAUACACAUCUCUUAAUCAAGUCAAGUAGCUUGGUCCAC
Molecule: messenger RNA, 2539 nt
Organism: Paraphaeosphaeria sporulosa
Lineage: Eukaryota; Fungi; Ascomycota; Dothideomycetes; Pleosporales; Didymosphaeriaceae
Product: FAD binding domain-containing protein
Exons: 2
Coding region: 468-2447 (659 amino acids)
Molecular function (GO): FAD binding; oxidoreductase activity
Source: RefSeq, a predicted model, not a curated record